AUGACCCUGUCCAAGAACCCUAAGCUCUCUGCGAUGCCUAACAUCAAACCUUACGAAUCCAUUGUCGGCUCACAUAAUAUCUCGGUUGCUGGAUACGUAGAAGACGAAGGGCCUCCUCCUUUGCAGGCCGCUGACCAUAAUACCUACACGUCCGCUCCUUCGGACAAUGGUGUCAACGGCGACGAGAUGCCACCUUCUUUGGAGCCAGCUGUUCCUGUUAAGGAUCAUCCGACUGCCAUGGUGAUCAUAGAUCCUGUGAGCAUGUUGACGAUGAAGGACCUACAAGAUGUGUUGCUGUCGAAGGAUGUUUUGUUUGAUAAGAGUGUUGAAGUUAUGAACUUGAUUAUGGCCUCGGAAUUGUUAUGCAUGGUCGCGUGUGCCGGUGUGGCGAUGUGUAACUUAUACUUUCACAAGCCGCAGAUACGAAAAGUUCAGGUUGUUGGGUGUCAACGACUCAGGGACGUACCGGCCGCGCGCGGAUUUCAUACCGAUAUUGCACGCGUACCUUGCGUCGCCGCGCAACCUCGGCGCGUUCGGACGGGUCACGACACUGAACGUGUGCGACGAGUGUCUGACUUCCUAAAACCCACGGGAUGGCACAGUGCAGGACGCGGCGUGGUACGGCGUGCUCGAACCCGUACAGACGGACAUGGACGGACAGGACAGACGUUGGCAGACAGGACGGACAUGGACGGGACGUGGGCGGACAAGGGUGGACGUACGCUAUUGGGCCCCAGUGAGGCGUACAAGUUUGACAACUGGCGCCUCACAUUCGAGCUCAAGCUCACCAAUAUUGACAAGCUCCAGGAGGACCGCGGUAGCGGACAAUGA
Phanerochaete carnosa HHB-10118-sp is the source of this 831-nucleotide messenger RNA. RefSeq lists its product as uncharacterized. Lineage: Eukaryota; Fungi; Basidiomycota; Agaricomycetes; Polyporales; Phanerochaetaceae. The transcript is spliced from 6 exons. The record is from RefSeq and is a predicted model, not a curated record. Bases 1 to 831 code for a protein of 276 amino acids.